Molecule: messenger RNA, 1137 nt
Organism: Fusarium redolens
Lineage: Eukaryota; Fungi; Ascomycota; Sordariomycetes; Hypocreales; Nectriaceae
Exons: 2
Coding region: 1-1137 (378 amino acids)
Biological process (GO): lipid metabolic process
Molecular function (GO): phosphoric diester hydrolase activity
Source: RefSeq, a predicted model, not a curated record
AUGGAGUCAAGACUUACUUACAAUGAUGCGAGUUCGUCGGAGGAGGUUAUCGUGAGAAGACACCCUCCUAGGGUCAUUUUUGUGCGACAUAUGAGGACCAAUUGGCUCAAGUAUGCUACGGGCUUGUUGCUCAUACUGUCUAUCAGCCAGUUAAUCUACAUCACCCGCCUCGGCACGGGUAUGGUCCGUAUACCAAACGAUCCCUACGAUUUACGAUUCGGUCAUCUCAGUCACGAUAGUCCUGAAAUCUGGGACGAUAAUCAUCAAUCAUUCCUCCGAAGCGCUCGUCCAGUACCGAUCCAUUCGCAUAAUGACUACACGCGCCAUAUUCCACUGUUCGAAGCCCUUGGCUCGGGUUGCAUCAGUAUCGAAGCUGAUGUUCACCUACGGCAUGACAACCUUUUCGUUGCGCACUCGCGAUUGAACAUGAAUCCUCACCGAACGUUACAGGGUUUAUACCUGAAGCCUCUUCAGCGCAUGUUGGAGGCACGGAACGUGGGAGUGAAGAAGGAUGACUGGCAAGGAUUUUUCGAAAUGGCACCCAAACAAACCGUCACGCUCCUCGUUGAUCUCAAAACAUCUGGCCUGGAAACAUUCGAUGUGUUAAACGCCCAGCUCCAGCCAUUGAGAGAUCUCGGCUACUUGACCUACUGGAACGGCACAGAUAGAAUCAUCCGACCUCUCACUAUAGUCGGAACCGGAAACACCCCUUUCGAGUCCGUUCUGGCCAUGAACUCUACACAUCGAGACAUUUUCUGGGACGCCAAGCUUGAGCGUCUCGUCUCAAUGGAAGAUGACUUCUCAACAAACCCUCCAACAUACAAAUUCAACCGUUCCAACUCAUACUUUGCCUCAACAAGAUUCGAGAACGCUAUUCUGUACAGGUCGAACUUUCAGCGGAUACUGGAAACCCCUCCAUCAAGGGAACUUGAUAUGGCGUUGACGCAGAUUGAACAGGCCAAGGCCCGUGGUCUACUGGCGCGGUAUUGGGAUACUCCUUCAAAACCACCGAAUGUGAGGGAUAUUGCGUGGAGGGUGUUGAUAGACAACGGGAUUGGGAUCUUGAAUAUGGAUGAUAUGGGGCUUGUGAGGGGGAGGGCUAGAGGUUGGGGUGCUUUGGGUCGUGAUUAUCUUUGA